UAUAAGUCGAUUCGAUCAACAACAAAGACAUUGGGAACAAAUCUCACCAUGAGGCCUUUCCAAGCUCUCUCUCUUCUCGCCAUCCUCCUCGCAUCGUCCAGCUCGUCGGGCGCUUCCGUUUUAGAGGACGCGUGCAAGUCCAUCGCCGCCACCAACAAGGGCAUCGGCUACGACUACUGCAUCAAGUUCUUCCAAGCCAGCAAGAAGAGCUCCACGGCGGACAUCCGUGGCCUCGCGCUCAUCGCCGUGAAGAUCACCGGAGCAACGGCCGCGAGCACCGUCAAGCGCAUCCACGCCCUCAAGGCCUCGGACAAGGACAAGAAGACGCGCGAGGGCCUCUCCGAUUGCGCUGACGUGUACUCCCAGGCCGUGGACGAGCUCCGCGCGGCGGCGAAGGGCAUCGCGUCGGGCGUACCCCGGGGCUUGCGGGACGCCGCGACGAAUCUCAGCGCCGCCAUGGGCGCCCCCGGGACCUGCGAGGAAGGGUUCGGCGAGCUAGGCGUGAAGUCGCCGCUCACCGCCGAGAACUCCGAGUUCUUCAAGGAGGCCACCCUCGCCCUCUCUGUAACGAGCGAGCUCUCUAGCUAGCCCCCCGCGCCGAUCGAGGACUGAAUUGAACAGCUUAAGGAGCCUAGAACCGUUUGGAAUAAUAAUUCCAUGGAGUUCUGUAAUUAAGCCGCAAUUUUAGAUCAAUGUACGUUUGGGCGCAGUUUUUUUCUCUCU
This is a messenger RNA of Brachypodium distachyon (stiff brome), 723 nucleotides long. RefSeq names its product putative invertase inhibitor. Gene Ontology annotation, molecular function: enzyme inhibitor activity. The coding region runs from base 49 to 588 and encodes 179 amino acids. The transcript has a single exon. NCBI's taxonomy places the organism in Eukaryota, Viridiplantae, Streptophyta, Magnoliopsida, Poales, Poaceae. The record is from RefSeq and is a predicted model, not a curated record.